UACUGAUUCAUUAUUAAAAUAAUCAUAAAUCAAAAUCAUCAUUAGAAGAACAUGGUAAACAGUAUCGAAUUCAGUUCGUCUUUCUUUUCUCUUUAAGGUGAAACAUCUGUAAAGUGCAAAGAUGGACACACCAUUAAGUUCGGCUGACCUCUCUGAGAUGUUACUGGCGGGGACCAAGGAGUCCCACACCAAAACGGAGAUCUCCCCGUUGGGCAGAGACUUCUACAGAGGCAUAGUCAAAAAGGACGUCCUUAAGAAAGGCAUUGAAGCUCUGUACUUUAUUUAUUCGGCCAUGGAGGAUGAGCUGGAGCGGAAUAAAGACCACCCUUACCUUGCUCCGAUCUAUUUUCCUACGGAGCUCUACCGCCGUGAAGCCCUGGCCCAGGACCUGCAGUACUUCUAUGGAGCGGAUUGGGAGAGCCUGAUAAGCCCCUCUGCAGCCACAAAGCUUUGGGUGAAGCGGAUCCGUGAGGUGGGAAAGAAAGACCCGGGGAUGCUUUUAGCUCAUUGCUAUGUUCGCUACAUUGGAGAUCUAUCAGGUGGACACCUCCUCAAUAAUGUGGCCAAGAAGGUCCUGAAGCUCCCUGCAACAGGGGAGGGUCUGAAGUUUUACACAUUUGAAGGAAUCACCAGUCAAAAGGGCUUUAAGCAGCUUUACCGAAGCAAGCUGAAUGAGGUGGACCUGGAGAUGGAGACCAAAGUAAGCAUUGUGGAAGAAGCUGUCAGAGCCUAUGACUUCUCCUUGAAGGUCAUUGCGGAGCUUGAAGAAAUUGGAACGUCUAGCAAGGAGGAAGCUGUAGGUUUGGGACACAGUCAUGCAGCCACCAUGGGAGGUGAUGCCAAGUGUCCUUUUUCAGGUGGUAACACAGGUAAGACAUUAUGCUUGUUCUUCUGAACAAAUAAAAAAACAAAUGAUAAAUAAAUAAUCCAGUAUGUCAUGAGUCUUGAUCAUUUUUGCAACCAAAGCAUCUCACUUAGCCUCCAUAUGAUUUAACUUCAACUGCAAACGUUAACUUUUUUUGGCAGAGAAGAACAUUUAGUGCAGUCUGGUAUAACUCAGGUUUAUUUUUUUACUAUUAAAAGUCAGUAAAAUGGAGCAUGCAUUACUGCUCAGGCUUGUCUAGUACGCCUAUACAUCUUCUAGGAUAUUAAUCCACCAACACAUAUGUUUUACAAAAUAGGUCCAACAUAGUCAGCUCGUUUAAAGUAUUUGUAAAACUUUUUUUUUUCAGUUUGCCACAAGUUUUCUCUUGUAUAUUAGUUUGGACUAUGACUGAAUGUUUUCUCCACAUCAAAAUGCUUUAAUAGAAUAUAUUUGUGUCUCUGGUUGUAUCAGAGAAUAUUGUCAUACUAACAGGUUAUUCUCAACUUCGGUCUGAAGUUUUUUUGCAGCCUAUAACAGUCAAUCUUUCUAAGACUGUCCUGCAUUUUGCUCCAUCCAUCCAUCUUUUAGUCCCAGCAGCUACCUUGUCACAUCUUGGCACAUCUUUAUUCAAUGACUUUGACGCAUCUGACAAGAGUAUUUCAACAUGGGUAUGCUUUGGUGGCGCAGUGGUUAGCGCACAUCACCCAUGUAUGGAGGCCUUAGCCCUUGAUGCGGGCGACCUGGGUUUGAAUCAGACCUGUGGUCC
This is a messenger RNA of Cyprinodon variegatus (sheepshead minnow), 1631 nucleotides long. Its product is annotated as heme oxygenase 2-like. Gene Ontology annotation, molecular function: heme oxygenase (decyclizing) activity; heme binding. Gene Ontology annotation, biological process: response to oxidative stress; heme catabolic process; heme oxidation. Lineage: Eukaryota; Metazoa; Chordata; Actinopteri; Cyprinodontiformes; Cyprinodontidae. The transcript has 5 exons. The coding region runs from base 122 to 895 and encodes 257 amino acids. The record is from RefSeq and is a predicted model, not a curated record.